This is a messenger RNA of Hippocampus comes (tiger tail seahorse), 1242 nucleotides long. RefSeq names its product vesicular inhibitory amino acid transporter. The transcript has a single exon. The record is from RefSeq and is a predicted model, not a curated record. Gene Ontology annotation, cellular component: vacuolar membrane. Lineage: Eukaryota; Metazoa; Chordata; Actinopteri; Syngnathiformes; Syngnathidae. The coding region runs from base 25 to 1209 and encodes 394 amino acids. Gene Ontology annotation, biological process: amino acid transmembrane transport. Gene Ontology annotation, molecular function: L-amino acid transmembrane transporter activity.
GCGCGUGUGUUCACCUCGCAGGGAAUGUUCGUCUUGGGCCUUCCGUACGCUAUCCUGCACGGGGGCUACCUGGGCCUCUUCCUGAUCAUCUUCGCCGCGGUGGUGUGCUGCUACACGGGCAAGAUCCUGAUCGCGUGCCUGUAUGAGGAGGACGAGGACGGCCGCCUUGUGCGCGUGCGCGACUCGUACGUGGACAUUGCCAACGCUUGCUGUGCGCCGCGCUUCCCGGCGCUGGGCGGCCACGUGGUCAACGUGGCGCAGAUCAUCGAGCUGGUGAUGACGUGCAUCCUGUACGUGGUGGUGAGCGGCAACCUGAUGUACAACAGCUUCCCCAACAUGCCCAUCUCGCAGAAGUCGUGGGCCAUCAUCGCCACGGCGGCCCUGCUGCCCUGCGCCUUCCUCAAGAACCUGAAGGCAGUGUCCAAGUUCAGCCUGCUGUGUACGCUCGCCCACUUUGUCAUCAAUGUGCUGGUGAUCGCCUACUGCCUGUCGCGGGCGCGGGUGUGGGCGUGGGACAAGGUCAAGUUCUACAUCGACGUCAAGAAGUUCCCCAUCUCCAUCGGCAUCAUCGUGUUCAGCUACACGUCGCAGAUCUUCUUGCCGUCGCUGGAGGGCAACAUGCAGAAGCCCAGCGAGUUCCACUGCAUGAUGAACUGGACGCACAUCGCCGCCUGCAUCCUCAAGGGCCUCUUCGCCCUGGUGGCCUACCUGACGUGGGCCGACGCCACCAAGGAGGUGAUCACGGACAACCUGCCGCCGGGCAUCCGCGCCGUGGUCAACAUUUUCCUGGUGGCCAAAGCGCUGCUCUCCUACCCCCUGCCCUUCUUCGCCGCCGUGGAGGUACUGGAGAAGAGCUUCUUUCAGGAGGGAGGCCGCGCCUUCUUCCCGGACUGCUACGGGGGCGAUGGACGCCUCAAGUCGUGGGGCCUGAGCCUGCGCUGCGGCCUGGUGGUUUUCACGCUGCUCAUGGCCAUCUACGUGCCGCACUUCGCGUUGCUCAUGGGUCUGACGGGGAGCCUGACGGGCGCGGGGCUCUGCUUCUUGCUGCCCAGCCUCUUCCACCUCAAGCUGUUGUGGAGGAAGCUGCAAUGGCACCAGGUCUUCUUCGACGUGGCCAUCUUCGUCAUCGGCGGGAUAUGCAGCAUCUCCGGUUUCAUCCAUUCCAUGGAGGGGCUUGUGGAGGCCUUCAAGUACAACAUUGAGGAGUAGACUCCGAGCCAAGCUCAACCUCCGGCACGCCUC